CUCCAGUUCCAGGAGGUGAAGGCGAGGAGUGAGGCUGAGGAGAGGAGACGGUUCCCUCUGGAGAGGAGGCUGAAGGAGCAGAUCAUUGGACAGGAGGGAGCCAUCAAUACUGUGGCCUCAGCCAUCAGGAGGAAGGAGAACGGUUGGUACGACGAGGAGCAUCCCCUGGUCUUCCUCUUCCUCGGCUCCUCUGGAAUCGGAAAGACGGAGUUGGCCAAACAGGUGGCUCGUUACAUGCACAAGGAUAUCAAAAAGGUACGUUUCAUCCGCAUGGACAUGUCCGAGUUCCAGGAGAAACACGAGGUGGCCAAGUUCAUCGGCUCCCCCCCCGGCUACGUGGGCCACGAGGAGGGCGGUCAGCUCACCAAGCAGCUGAAGGCCUACCCCAACGCCGUGGUCCUGUUCGACGAGGUGGACAAGGCCCACCCCGACGUGCUCACCAUCAUGUUACAGCUCUUUGACGAGGGCCGUCUGACGGACGGCAAGGGGAAGACCAUCGAAUGUAAGGACGCCAUCUUCAUCAUGACCUCCAACGUGGCGAGCGACGAGAUCGGCGCGCACGGCGUGCAGCUGCGGCAGGAAGCGGAGAAGCUCAGCCGCAGGAAGCUGGCGGACAACCUGGAUGAUGUCCAGAAGAUCGAUGACAUCAAGAUCUCCAGACAGUUUAAGGACUCUGUGAUCCGGCCCAUUCUAAAAGCCCAUUUCCGAAGGGACGAGUUUCUGGGGAGGAUCAAUGAGAUCGUCUACUUCCUGCCCUUCUGUCACUCCGAGCUUCUGCAGCUGGUCAGCAAGGAACUACAGUUCUGGGCCAAAAAGGCGAAGCAGCGGCACGGCAUCACUCUGCAGUGGGACCGUCCAGUUCUGGACCUGCUGGCUGGGGGCUACAACAUGCACUACGGGGCCCGCUCCAUCAAACACGAGGUGGAGCGGCGGGUGGUUAACCAAUUAGCCGCUGCAUACGAGCAGGAGCUGCUGCCGAAGGGCUGCACCCUGCGGCUGAUCGUCCAAUCAGACGGUCAGGAGGAGCCGCACCCGCCCAGCCUGCGUCUGGAGGUGGUGGGAGAGGACAGCUCAGCCAGGACCCUGGACAUCCGACCUCCACUCAGCCCCGAGCACUAGGACCACACACACACACACACACACACACACACACACACACACACACACACACACACACACACACACACACACACACACACACACACACACACACACACACACACACACACACACACACACACACACACACACACACACACACACACACCGUCAUCAUCAUCAUAACUCUAAUCUUCUUCAUCUUAUCGUGAUAUCUGAAGGAGGAAAUGGAUAGAGUGGCUUUAGAAGAAGUAACCAAUAAAAGCAACCCUCUCUCUCUCCUACCAGCACUUUCUCUGUCUCUGUUUUUCCCUAACACCUGCAGGACGAACAAUGCACCAGUAGUGUCCAUAAGUGCUUUGUGUUCCCGUGGCUACGUCAGACCUGCAGAUACAUUACAUCUUACAUCACGAGGCAGAUGUGAGCGGAUAAGGUGCUCUAUCACAGGCUGAUCUCGCAUUUUAAAUGGACACACACAAUCCCAAAGUCACUCAGUUGGAAACAACGUGGGGUGUGUGGGGUCAUUCAGUGACUCGUUGUCUUACAUCUCGAUUGUUGAUUGGUAUGCACUGAUAUUUUUUUAUAAGAGCUUUACAUGUGUAUAGGUUAUAGUUUGUUGUAUUUUUCCAUGUUAUAGCCACUAAUGAACAAUGUAUUUUGUGUAGGAAAUGAAUCGCAAGGUUAAGCCAAAGUUAAUGAAGCCAAUAUAGAGAUAUCAAUACAACAUGAGGAAUAUUUGUUUGAAGAGUAUUUAAAGGUUUAUUGUAAGUGGCAAUAAUAGUAGCAUUUGUAUGCCUUCAACGUCAUUGGUUGUACAACACCAAUGCUAACAGCAUGUACUCAGAGAAAUAUAUCAUUCCUUUUAUUUAUUUACUCUUGAGUAAGGUAAGCUUAAAUUAUUGUUAGCUAUUUUAGAUUUAGAAAUGUGUUCGUGAUUUUGCGCAUUUGUCUUAUUUGAGAAUAACAUGAAUGUUUUUAGGAGCAUGGGGAUUGUGUUUAUUUGUUUAAACGUCUCAAGGAGAAGUACCCAAGUCUGUGUUUAAGUGUUGAAUGUUGGACUAACAUCGCUGCCAUGUGAAUCGCUUUGCCAUUGUCAAUGCGUUUGUCAAAACGUAUGUUGCUGCUGUGCGUCUCGUGUCUUGUCUUUUGCAGGGCAAGUACAUCAAAGACACUGGGAGAAAUGUAAAGACACUUAAGUCCAUAAAUAAAUAUUUAACCAUGAUUACCUCCAUCCUUAAAGUUCACAGAAUAGUGGCGGGAACGGAGGGCCUAGCUAAGAGCCCGUUACCCUGCUUGUAUCCGGACAACCAGUGUGUAAAUAAAGUCUGUCUUGGUGA
Messenger RNA from Gadus macrocephalus (Pacific cod), 2435 nucleotides. It is a transcript of the gene clpb, whose product is annotated as ClpB family mitochondrial disaggregase. Gene Ontology annotation, cellular component: mitochondrion; cytoplasm. Gene Ontology annotation, biological process: cellular response to heat. Gene Ontology annotation, molecular function: ATP binding; ATP hydrolysis activity. NCBI's taxonomy places the organism in Eukaryota, Metazoa, Chordata, Actinopteri, Gadiformes, Gadidae. The record is from RefSeq and is a predicted model, not a curated record.